This is a messenger RNA of Pyrenophora tritici-repentis Pt-1C-BFP, 234 nucleotides long. The record is from RefSeq and is a predicted model, not a curated record. NCBI's taxonomy places the organism in Eukaryota, Fungi, Ascomycota, Dothideomycetes, Pleosporales, Pleosporaceae.
AUGCGCGCACAUGGCGGCACUAUGGAGGGCCAACUGCCGAACAGCUCCUCAAGAGCAAGAUUUCUGCGCUCAGACGCUUUCUUCAUCAAGGGUCUGUACUGUUCUUCUGCAAGGCGCGGUUUCGAAGGCCUUCUUGUAAACUUGAGCGCCAGUAUACACAAAAUGAAGUUGGAAGCAAAAGAUAUAAGCUACAUCGUUUUGGUACACCGACGUAAUCACAAGGGUACAGCAUAG